UAUUGUUUGAACUAUAUAAAAAUGUCUAAAUAUCAAAGACUCCCAGAGGAUGCCAAUCCAGAGGCUGACCAAGCAGAGUCCUCAGCCGAGAGAAAGGAAUCUUUAGAACUCAACCAGAACGAACGGAUGAAGAAGAUAAACCACACUGAUACUAGUGAGGAUAAUUCCAAUGAAUCCGGUGUUAGCGAAGCAAGAAAUAGCCAUCUGAAGAAAUCAGACUCAUUAAAACAGGCAAAAAGACAGAGCCCCUUCCAGUAUAACGAGGAUAACAAAUCAGAGGAACAGUCCUUUGCGUACCAGUCUUCUGGGAGUAAGAAUCAACAGGAACAGCAAUAUUCAGAUGACAAUAGAGGAUCUGGAGCAGAGAGGUUUACCAACUCUAGUAACCUCCGAUCAACUCUUCCUUUAAGCCCAUUCUACGGCAAGUUUAUUGAGAGCUUGAGAGGAAGAAGGAUGCGUAAUGUGAAACAAGAUUUACACAAUCACAGAGCUAUGUUCUACCAACCCAUUGACGAAAUGAAUAAGACUGCCUUACACAUCGCUUGUGAAAAAUAACAGUUUUGAGAUAGUAAAGCUCAUCAUUGAAAAAUUAUUCGAUGGCCUCGAGCUGACAAACAGAGGAAGAGGGCAGAGAAGGAUUACCAAAGUUGAAUUCAUUAACUUGCAAAAUAAUGAUGGCCUAACUGCUAUACACUAUGCAGCAUUUAGAGGAAACAUCAAGAUCCUGAAGUACCUAUGUGAUGAGCAUCAAGGAGAUCCCUACAUUAAGGAUAAUGAUGGACACAACGUAAUUCACAUAGCUGCACAGGCUGACAAAGUAAACGUGAUCCACUACUUUAUCAAAAACUUUAAUUUUGAUGUAAAUGAUCGUGACAACAAAGAUUCUUCAGCAUUGCACUGGGCUGCGUACCUCAAUAAGGAAAUAUCUCUGACAUAUCUAAUCGCAUGGGGAGCCAACGUAAAUGCAACUGAUGCUGAAAACAACACUCCUCUGCACUUAGCAGUGCUUACCUCUGAAAAUGUGAAAGAGUCAAGAUGAGUCAAGAUCUUACUCCUCAAAGGCGCAAGCAGAAAGAUCGAAAACCAUGAAGGCAAAAGACCCAGUGACUUAAUCAAGGAAGGAGAUAUGUACGAUGAACUCCACUCUAUUCUAAAAGAGCAGAGGUACUGAACAUGACUUUUGAUUAAAGUUCCUUUUGCGAAAAUUGAAAGGAACGAAAGAACUGCGAUAUUCUUUCUAAUACUAUACAUCCUAUUGAAUGCCAUUGCAGGCUUAUACAUCGUUCCAAUGUGUAGCCCUAUUCAUUAUGAGGCAGCUGGAGUGAUUGGGUUUCUGUCAUUCAUAAUGCUCCUUACUUUUAUUCUUGCUUCAAUAAGGGACCCUGGCUAUCUCAGAAGAGACCCCACAAUCGAUUUCCAGAACCUUUUAGAUCACACUGACCCUUAUAAUCUUUGACCUGAUUGAAAAGUGAUUAGGACACCAAGAAGCAGGCAUUGCAACAUCUGUAACAUGUGAGUGGAGAGGUUUGAUCACCACUGCCCUUACUUAAAUAACUGAGUUGGGUACAGAAACCACGCUUAUUUCCUUGCUUACAUCUCCUCCAUGGCUAUCACAAUGCUUGUAAUAGUAGGGUUCAUCAUCUUCUCAUUUGUAAAUCACCCAGAAGAGAAGAAAGCAUGGGAAUUUAUGAAGGGUACUUACCCUGUAUACGUGCACUAUGUCCUAUGAAGCCUAAUCCUCUGUGUAGUAGUCUUCUUCUUCCCAUUCACUUCAAUUCUCAGCUUAAUUCACUGUUGGAAUUUCGGCAAGAACCAGACUACGAAUGAAAGGUUUGCCAGGAAGAACGAUGGGGAUAAUCCGUCGAUGAUCUCAAAGUCGCUGCUCGACAAUAGUCAUAACGAUACCUCCGAGAGGCCGUCUGGGUGGAACAAUGAAAACACAACUGAUAUGCUCGGAGACUCAAGCAACAACGACACUCUGCUCAGGACUACCUUCAUUGGGCCUAAGAACGGCACCUGAUUAGGAAAUUGCUUCAGGAUGAUCAACUAUAAGCCUCCUUCACAACAAACCAUGUUGAGGGAAUACAUGUAG
Moneuplotes crassus is the source of this 2092-nucleotide messenger RNA. NCBI's taxonomy places the organism in Eukaryota, Ciliophora, Spirotrichea, Euplotida, Euplotidae. The record is from the annotation of a GenBank genome assembly.